Messenger RNA from Ascochyta rabiei, 1710 nucleotides. RefSeq lists its product as uncharacterized. Gene Ontology annotation, cellular component: membrane. The transcript is spliced from 2 exons. Lineage: Eukaryota; Fungi; Ascomycota; Dothideomycetes; Pleosporales; Didymellaceae. Bases 1 to 1710 code for a protein of 569 amino acids. The record is from RefSeq and is a predicted model, not a curated record. Gene Ontology annotation, biological process: amino acid transmembrane transport. Gene Ontology annotation, molecular function: amino acid transmembrane transporter activity.
AUGGGUCUCGAUCCGGAAAUCGCGCGUGCGACCAGCGCCUCCAAGACCGCCGAGGUGGCCUCGUCGCAGUAUGACGGUGAAGUCAAGGGUGGAGUCGUGGAUAAUUGCCAUUUCACUGCCGCGGAGCUGGCAAAGUACGGGCAGACGCAGCGGGGGCUCUCGCCGCGCCACGUUCAGCUCAUGGCUAUUGGAGGAUCCAUCGGCACUGGUCUUUUCGUGGGAAUCGGAUCCUCGCUCAGCAAGGCUGGGCCCCUCUCCCUCGUCCUGGGCUACAUGUUCUGGGGCGUGCUCUUCGUCUGGCCCGCCUACCUCUGCGUCGCGGAAAUGUGCGCUUACCUGCCUCUCCGCGGGGCCAUCUUCGAGCUCGCGGCCCGCUUCGUGGAUCCCGCGCUGGGCUUCGCCAUAGGUUGGACGUACUUCUUCGCUGGGGUCAUGUUGGUUUGCACAGAGUACUCCGCCGUGGCGACCGUGAUGCAGUACUGGAACACAGAUGUCAAUCCGGCUGUGUGGAUCGCCAUGACCAUGGUGGUUUGCAUCUUCCUGAACGUCGUCGCCGUCAAGUGGUAUGGCGAGUCCGAGUUCGUCAUGGCCAGCACAAAGGUCCUGCUCCUGAUCGGUUUGGUUCUGCUCACUUUCAUCACCAUGCUCGGGGGGAAUCCGCGGAACGACCGAUACGGCUUCCGCUACUGGACGGGCGGGAACGCCAUCCACGCCUACUACGCCGAGGGGGCUACGGGACGCUUCUGCGGCUUCUGGAGUGUCUGCAUCUACGCCGCCUUCACCAUCGCCGGCCCAGACAUGAUCUGCCUCGCGGCAGGGGAGAUCCAGAACCCGCGGCGCACGAUCCCGCGCGUGGCCAAGCUCAUCUUCUACCGGCUGGUGGGCUUCUACGUCUUCGGCGUGCUCGCCGUAGGCAUCAUCUGCUCGUCGCGCGACGACCGCCUGCUCGGCGCCAUCGAAGCCAGCCAGCCCGGCGCCGCGGCCUCGCCGUGGGUCGUCGGCAUCACGAAUCUCGGCAUCAAGGGCCUCCCGGGCCUCAUCAACUUCCUCAUCCUCCUCUCCGGCUGGUCCUGCGGAAACGCGUACCUCUACGCCUCCAGCCGCACGCUGUACGGGCUCGCGCGCGACGGGCAGGCGCCCAAGUUCUUCCUCACCUGCACCAAAGCCGGCGUGCCCAUCUACGCGGUCGGCUUCGUGUCGCUCAUCACCUGCCUCACGUUCCUGGUGAGUUCCAACAACGCGGUCGAGGUCUUCUACUGGUUCGUCGGCCUGACCACGUGCGCCCUCGUGUGCACCUACGUCGGCAUGCUGUGGACGUACAUUGGCUGGCACCGGGCGCGGGUGGCGCAGAAGUUGGACGCCCGUCUGCUCCCGUACGCGGCGCCCUUGACGCCGUACACGGCGUACUUUGCGCUUGUGCUCGGCCUGCUGAUGAUUGUCUUCAUCGGCUACGACACGCUUGUGCCGUUUAGCAUCCAGGGCUUCGUCACCAGCUACUUCGGCGCCUGGUUCUCCCUCUUUGUGUUCGUCUUCUGGAAGGUGUUUAAGCGCACGUCGUUUGUCGUCCCUGCCGAGGCGGAUUUCGUGACGGGCAAGGCGGCCAUUGAUGAGGAGUGCAGGGAGUGGGAGGAGGGCGGGAUCGAGGAGAACGUUAGAGCGAGACUGGCUGAGAUGCCCAUGUGGAGGCGCUGCUGGGAGAGGAUGUGGUAG